Molecule: messenger RNA, 1771 nt
Organism: Orbicella faveolata
Lineage: Eukaryota; Metazoa; Cnidaria; Anthozoa; Scleractinia; Merulinidae
Source: RefSeq, a predicted model, not a curated record
UUUUAUGGUUGUUGACUUCAUUCACCAGAAAAGUUUCAAUGUAAUGGAAAACUUAUAUAUUGAUAUCCCGAAUGGCUCCGGGAAAGCGCGUGAUGGGAAUCAUGAGACAAAACUCCAUGUCUGCUCUUUGACAUCCAGGAUUUGAUCAAUACCGGUGUCUCAUGACAAUUCCAAGCUGCCAGCCAUUCAGGAAUAUUCUAGAUGACUUCAGUGUUAGACCGCUUCAAGUGAACUGCGUUGGCAUGCCCCAAACACAUACUUUCACACUUUGAGUCGACCAGCCUGAGAAUUUGUACGAAUUCAAAACUCCAAAAUGCUUCUCAACAUUGGUUUGGCUUUGUGUUUCUUUUCCAGCAGUUUCUCAACAGCAAGUGGGCUGAACCUGCAAAAAUACAAGGUGUUGGAAAUGGACAACAACGGAACUCUCUAUCUUUACAGAUCUUCACUGCUAUGUGUGAACGAGAUCAUCAAACGACUGACUGAAGGAAAAUACCAGCUGGCUGAACCGAACAGGUUACUAGGACUGUCCAAAAACUUCGCAGCAAUGAACUGUCAAGACCUUACGCUGAAAGCGCCAUCACUCGUGUCAGGCGUCUAUUGGAUAGACCCAGAUGGUGGUUCCCAUGCUAACGCAUUCCAGACCUACUGCGACCAACAGACGGACGGUGGAGGCUGGACACUAGUUUGGAGUUACACGUUCACUGCUUACUUAAGUUUCACAAGUAGCGCAAACGCUGUCACGCCGCGUCCAAGCUGGACAGCCAGUGGAGCUAACACUCGAGUGUCUACAACAGCUCCACUGAGUGAGACACAUUACGAGGCCAUGGACUUUGCUUUGUGGCGCACCAUUGGCAAAGAAUUCCUGAUCAAGAGUAACAUCAACAACUGGAUCGCAUGCAAGGAAGACACUGGCAGCUUGGUGCAACUGAAGGACGGGUCAAUCACUUGUAGAGUGGUUAAACAGAUUUCCAAGCAGUGUGCUGGUGCGGUGCCGAACGUGGUCCGUUUUUACAACAGGGGACCGGGUCUCAACCGAGGCAGUCACUACUACUACUUCGAUAGUGACACGAGUAGUGACUGGCCUACCCAUGAUCCAUGUGGAACAAACGCGGCAAAUCAGUUAAAAGAUGUGAGUUAUCCACAUGGAAAUAUUUUUGUUCGCUAAAGAGUUAUUAGUAACCGCUGACUUCAUUAAAAACCUGCUUUUUGAAUUGUUUUAAUGGCUUUAAUAUACAAAAGUAAAUACUUAAGGCAUUAAUUAGUGUAAGCGUAAACACAAGUCUUAAAUCUGUUAGAAGAACAAUUGUUUUUGUAAGACCCAGUAAAGGAAACGGAAUGUUAUUUCGGUUUAAUUUCAUUUUGAAUACGUUUCACAGCAUUAAAGGUCAUCUUGUGACGUCAUGGCGAAACGUGACAUACUUACUACGCCAGGAGUUAAAUGUUUUCAUCGGAUGACAAUGUACAACCACAGGUAUCUCAAGCUCCUGUCGAGCCGUGAACAUUACUAUGUAACAUUGCGUAACAGCUUAAAUAUAAGAGUUUGUAUGGAAAUGUAAUGAUUCUAUGUGACAGUUCGAAAUAUGGAGAAGAAAUUGAAUCAAAGGAGACCUAUGGCCAAACUCGUGGAUUAGGUAAUCUAGAAUUGAAACAUAUUGGUGAACUUGCAAUUACUGGUCUAUUAUCAAAUGCUGUUAAAACAAGCCGGGUUUGUACCAUGCAAGGUCGCAAUUAACUCACAAAGUGUAGGCUUUUUUCGUUGGCUUUUUUUUUU